CAAAAGGCAUCAGUCCACUGCACAUCUAUCCUACCUAGGGUCGGCCAUUAGAAGAAUCUAAAGUUUGUGAAUUUGGCAUUUGUGUUAUUGUUGGUUGCGAGAUUUAUUUUAUGUUAAUUUGCUUCCUUUGAUACGAAAAUGGAGUUGAUGAACAGGCGUAUAGUCUAUUCUAAACAAGAUCCUGAUUACUGCACUCAAGCAGACGCAUUUUGUAGUUGCAAUAAUAACAGAAACGGUCCAGUAGUUUGUGACUGUGGAGAAGACAUUGAAGUGCACGAGUGGGCCUGGGACGAACAGCUGGCCACAGCGACAACUCUUCUCAGCAAUGAUAACCGAGAGGUCCAGUUCCAUCCAGGGUACAGCUCCGGAACUGCAGCGAUCCGUGGAGACUCCCCCUUCCAACAGGGACACAUUUAUUAUUGGGAGAUCAAGAUGUUGACAUCUCUAUAUGGCACUGAUGUUAUGGUUGGAGUUGGAACUAAGAAAGCUCAGCUGGACAAGUCUGCUUAUCAGUUCUGCAGUCUCCUUGGCUCUGAUAAGGAGUCCUGGGGAUUCUCUUAUAAAGGCAAGCUCCAGCAUAAUGGCAAGUCUGAGUGGUACGGACCUCCCUUCGGAAAAGGUAGCAUCAUUGGUAUUUAUCUGGACAUGUGGAAAGGCACUUUGGAGUUCUUCUUGAAUCGUCGUCCCCUUGGAGUUGCAUUCACAUCCUUGCAAGGCCAAAAGCUGUACCCCAUGGUAUGCUCUACGGCCGCUCAGUCCGCUAUGCGAGUGACCUACGCUGUCUCUCACCCUGUUGACUUGAAACUGCUCAGUCUGCAGGCUUUGCGUAACGAUGCGCACAUCCUUGCGCAAUUGGCCCUUGUCCCAGGUCUUCGUCGCUUCAUCACCAGCACCUGGUGGAUUGGGUCUGGGCAUCGACCGCACGAUUACUAUGACGAGGUCCGCCUGAUCAAGCCGACACGCAAACGGGCCCCAGAGUGCUGUGAUGCGGCGGCCGACCCCUCCGGCCUGAUACCCUGCGUGCACCAGCAGUACGCAGCGGACGACAACGCCAGCCGUCGCUUCAGGCGUCUCUGUCUCAUCUGCGACAUCAUCCUGUGACCAUCAUGGAAUCCUCGUCCUCAGCGCCAACAGUAUUUUAUUUUCCUUACAACUGUGAUCGAUCUGGUCUCUAAUGUACAAAGCGAUAGUUAUAGUGCACACUCUAGUUGAAUGGAGCUUUUACUUAAGUUUUAUUUCAAAAUAUUAAUUUUUUAUAUACUUUGUCCCAGGAUGUGAUGCAAAACUUUGCUAUUUAUUAUUGAUUUAUGUAACUCUAAGUUACAACUUGUUGUUAUGAUUUUUUAUCCAAAUGUAUUAGUAGGCGGUUUUUGUGGAGUUUUAGUUAUGUAGCAUUCACAUAACUGAUUAUAAUCUUUAAAAUCUUUUGAUGAUCUUAGUGUUAUCGACUGUUUUAAGUUGACUUUAUUGAUCUUGUUGUGUCUUUAAUUUCAUUGACCAAACCAGGAAGAAAAGACAGUUUGAAAAAGAUCUAGUCAGCCCUGUAAAUCUUAGAGCAUAGUUAUAUCUCACAAACGAAUAAUUCAGAAUCAUGAAGUUAUAUCUUUGAAAAAAUAAAGCAAACAGAAUCAGCACAAAUAAUUAAAACUUUGGUUCAAUUAGAAGAUCAGACGUUUUGGUAGUAUAAGUUUUAAUAUAGACUCUAAAGACUGAGGCAUGUAAGUCUAGUGUAUUCUAGAGGUAACAAACCGUUGUCAACCCACCGAACGCUCUCUAAUAUAAUGGUAAAGUGUACUCACGGUUGUGUGUCACUGAGUUGCAUUCGAUACUUCCUACCGAUCAUAUGCUGUAAAAGAUAUUUGACUGAAGCUGCUUGAAGCGUCGGGUGUAUUGGCAUUGGUUUAUUUAAUUUAAAUAUGGGAUCUCAAUUGAAAGUUUUACAAUGAAACUGUUGUUUUUUUAUCACUAUUACUUUUGGGAAGAUGAAAACGAUCUGUUUGACUUAAAGAGGAACACUUUUCAACAACUUAAAACGUUGUAUAUUUGUAUUUUUAAUUUAGAUCCCAUUUAUUGUUUCAUACUUCAUUUGUACAUAUUUGCCAUCCUUUUACUUUAUUUUAGGGGCAUUAUGAAGUUCCUAGGGAUGUAAAAAUUGAACCCUUUACGAUUCCCCCUUAAUUUUAAUUUUAUAAAUUUUUGUUUUGAACAAAUUGCGUUCUCUCCUCCUUCACUUAGUGUUUGAGGCCCUGACAGAAACGUUGCGUUGUAGUUACUUACCGCUGCAAUAUCGUGAUUGUGUUCAGUGUACUGUUCACCUUCACCGUUAUACCAUUAGAGUUAGAUCUGUCACGAGUUGUGACGAAAAUAAAAUACUUAACGGCGAGAGGAUCCAUAGUUGUCGUAGUGUGCCACGUAGUUGUUGUUUAGAUUGUGGCACAUUAAUUAUUAGAUUCACUGUUUAUUCGAUGUGUUAAUUGAUGUGAAUCGUAUGUGCUUUGGGCGAGUUGUUUUUUCGUGUCCGCUUUCCCUAAGUUUAAACCUCGUUGUAGUGGCUACUUCUAACUGAUAUCUAUAUGUUUUAUAUGUCUUGUUGUGAAUAAUUAUAUUGAUUUUGUUAGUGUUGAGUGAUAUUUUAAUUUCACUAGGUAUAUUUGGUUUGUUAUUUUAUCACCAAUUAAUUGGUUUGGUACUGUGUACCAAGUGUUUUAGUAGCUCACUGAUUGCUUACAAAGUGAAGUGUGUAAAUUCAUGCCAUCGGCUGCUGAACUUAAUAUUACUCUAAUGAUGGAAAAUGUAAAACUUGAAAGAUACAAGUAGCAAAUAAAUAGUUAUGUGAUGAGUUUUAUAGUUUUUUAUUAGUGCUUCAUAAAAUGAAGCUGCUUGACAAAAUAUUUGUUUCAUUUUCCAGGCAUCAUUUUAUUGUGGUAGUAUACAUUUAGAUUAGCUGUUUUCAGAGCCAAAUAAAAGCAGAGCUUUUUAAAAAAAAUACUAAAUCUUUUUUUGUGGAACAUUAACGUACCACCACAAGAAACUUUUCUUGGAUUGUGCAUCUUUACUAAUGUUGCAGUGUCAGUUUUAAAACAUACUAUCAAUAGUAAAAUGUAACUGAAUUACAUAGUGGAAAAGCAAUCAGUUGAGCUUUGUCCAAGUAAAGCUUUUAAUACCAUUUAUUCUCUGUAUUUUUCAUAAAAACAUCGUACUUGAGAAAUAAAACCGGAUAAAUUGUUGAGGAAAGUUUUUUCCUGCUAUAAUAUUGUAAAGAAUUUUGUAAAAGAUCUGGUCUAUCUUUAUAAAUAUAUAAACUAUUUUAUUAGUAAAUAUAUUCAUAUUAAUUUUCCUCUGAAUAUUGUGGCAAAACUACUUUAAAAUUAUAUAAAAUAAUGAAUAAUCUUAGAAGAUCUUUUUUUACAAAAUCAUAUUAUGUUAGAUAUCAUUGUAUUAGAUCGGUUUUGGAUGAAGUCGUGUUGUACUGUUGUCAAUUAAAUCUAAAAUAUUUUAUUUGAACUUGUGAACUUAGUAGAACUUUGAUUGUCUUAAUAAGCAUUAUGAAACCUUUCUGGCCAUAAAAUAAGUCAAAGAGAGUAGAACUGUCAAGUUUAGAUUGUUUUAAGGAAGAUUUUUACAUAGCAAUACUUUAUAUUUAUUUUACUUCAAUGGCAUUACAAAAACGUUCCAUAAUACAAACUAUUUGUGAUAUUUAAGAAUUAUAAAUUUGCAAAUACAGAGCUUUUAAACAGCAUAGAUUUUAUUACUUAGUCCAGUUAAAGUUUUUUAGCCUCAAAGUUUUUAUUCUCAACAAUCACGAUGUACAUUCAGUUUAAGAGCAGGGUGUAGUGAAUCUACCUUGAGUUUUAUCGCAUAAAAACAAUGUUAAACGCCAAACAUGAUUAGUAUGUACUCAAACGCUUUUCAGUUUUUCUUGUUAAGUCAUUUACUUUUUUUAAUAUUCAAACAGCAAAGUAGAAAAAAUUUGAAAUGUUUUCAAAACAAGGUUGUAAAAGUGUAUGAAGUUUAACAUUGUUCUUUAUAGGGACAACGUCAGGAUAGGUGCCAGUACAGCCGGCUUUUAAUUCUGUAGAAAGGAUUAUUUUUAUGUCGAUUAAGAAGUAACCAUACAUUUAUUUUCUAUAGAUUUUUAAACAUUUUGUAGGUCUGGUAAAAUAAUUUUUAUACAGAAGGACAUUACAUUUACAGAUGUUUUGUCUAAUUAGCUUCCUUUUAAAUCUCUGUGACACGUUGAAUUGGCAGUUAUCAAUUUUUGUGAUAAAUCAGCAAAUUUGACUGACUCCGUUCAAAAUUUUAAAUAUUUGCACAUUUCUUCUAAGAAAAACAGAUAGUUACAGAAUUUAAUCCCAUGACGUUUGGCCUUAUUGUUGCUUCAGUCUGUUUUUAACUUAAUAUUUGGCUUUUGGAUAAUCAAGGUUUUACAAGAGAGAAAAACAAAAUGUGACAUUUUAUUACAAUUAUGGUAAAUUUGGUAAAGUCAAACGUAACAACAGCCUUAGGUUUUAGUACAUGCUAUUUAUAACUUUUCCAAUCUUUAUAAAUAAAUCACAAAAUAUUACAUUAAUCCUGAACAUAUAUUGCAUUAUUAAUUUAGAAAAAAAGCUUUCAUAGGCAUAAUUAAUUCUUUUAUAAAAAGUUAUAGUUAACACUAUUUGCCAUACUUAUAAUGCAUUUACGUUUAUUUCACAGUCUGCAAAGUGCAAUAUUAUGGAGCUUAAAUUAACUUCUAGGAAAUAAAACUUCUAGGUUGUAGAAGUUGGGUGGUGAUGUAUAUGUAGACCAUCUUUUAUGUUUAUGUAAUUAAUACAAAGAUAUAACUGCUGGCCUGUUAAGAUUUGUAAUUUACGUACUGCAUUAUAAUAAAGUAUAAGUAAUCUUUAUAACGUAAUUAUAACUUUCUUACUGCUAAGAGUUCAAUCUAGUUGAUAAGCUCAUCCUCUUUAGGAAUGAUAAUUGGAACCCCUUCUUCUUUGCUUGUGAAAUAAACGGAGAGCAGGUUUUGCCAACUUAUUAUUGCAUAAAUGUUGCGAUUUCCUUUGUGUAUUUCUAAAUGUCUGAAGUUUACAAAAUAUUUCUCAAGUAAGAUAAUACAAGAUUGAAAAAUUUGA
Molecule: messenger RNA, 5114 nt
Organism: Homalodisca vitripennis (glassy-winged sharpshooter)
Lineage: Eukaryota; Metazoa; Arthropoda; Insecta; Hemiptera; Cicadellidae
Product: SPRY domain-containing SOCS box protein 3
Exons: 6
Coding region: 139-1101 (320 amino acids)
Biological process (GO): proteasome-mediated ubiquitin-dependent protein catabolic process
Cellular component (GO): SCF ubiquitin ligase complex
Molecular function (GO): protein binding
Source: RefSeq, a predicted model, not a curated record